CUGAGCCUGAGCGGGGCGGGGCCGCCGGAGCUGUAGGUGCUGUAGCUAGGUCCCGACAGGUGCGCGAGGCAGAGCACCUGGGACCGGUGGCAGGGCUGGUAGCCGCGCAUUGAAAAGACUGCUUUUAGUCAGGUAUUUCAGUAUCUGUAGACAAGAUGGAAUCAACUCCAUUUAAUAGACAGCAAUGGACUUCACUAUCAUUGAGGGUCACGGCCAAAGAACUUUCUCUUGUCAACAAGAACAAGUCAUCGGCUAUUGUAGAAAUAUUCUCCAAGUACCAGAAAGCAGCGGAAGAAGCAAACACGGAGAAGAGGAGAAAUAACACUGAAAAUCUCCCCCAGCACUUUAGAAGGGGGAUCCUGACUGUGUUAAAGAAGAAGUGGGAGAACCCGGUGCCGGGAGCCGAGUCUCCCCCCGACUCGCUGCGAAACAGCAGCCCUGAGGUCAGGCACAGAGACGACCGUCCUUCUGCUGAAGUGGUAAGCCCCUCUGCCCCUGGGGCUGAAGCUAACCGGGACGAACGAGUCCACCCCAGACCUAGACUUGGAUCCCCUCCUGAAGCCCUUAUUCAGCAUCCGUAUCCCCGCAUCGAGGACAGUGAGCAUCUUCAAGACCACUCAACAGAAAGUAAAAAAAUGGAAAAUUGUCUGGGAGAGUCCAGGCAUGAAGUAGGAAAACCUGAAAUCAGUGAACACACAGAAGCUGCAAACAAAAUAGAGAAAUACAGUGUUCCGCUGAACAGACUUAAGAUGAUGUUUGAGAAAGGCGAACCAACUCAAACCAAGAUUCUUCGAGCCCAAAGCCGAAGUGCAGGUGGAAGGAGGAUCUCAGAAAACAGCUAUUCUCUGGAUGAUUUGGAAAUAGGACCAGGUCAGUUGUCACCUCCUGCUUUCAACUCAGAGAAAAGCGAGACUAGGCGAAAUCUGGAGAUCCCGCGCCUGUCAGAAACCUCCAUUAAGGACCGAAUGGCCAAGUACCAGGCAGCUGUGUCUAAACAAAGCAGUUUCACCAACUAUACAAAUGAAUUGAGAGCCAAUGGCAGUGAAAUCAAAACUCAUAAAUUGGAGCAAAAGGAGAAUGUGCCCCCAGGUCCUGAGGUCUGCAUCUCCCACCAGGAUGGAGAAAAGGUUUCUUCAACGGAGAAUAGCCUGGCAGUCCAUUCCACCCCUGCAGAAGAUGACUCCCGUAAACAUUCGUUCUUAGAUCUUGAGGCAGGUAACUCCCAGGUUAAGAGUGAGGUCCAGCAGCCAGUCCAUCCUAAGCCACUAAGUCCAGAUGCCAGAGCCUCCGGCCUUUCGGAAAGUUCUCCUCCCAAAGUAGUGAAGAAGUUUCAGGCACCUGCCAGAGAGACCUGCGUGGAAUGUCAGAAGACAGUCUACCCGAUGGAGCGUCUCUUGGCCAAUCAGCAGGUGUUUCACAUCAGCUGCUUCCGUUGCUCCUAUUGCAACAACAAACUUAGUCUGGGAACAUACGCAUCAUUACAUGGGAGAAUCUAUUGCAAGCCUCACUUCAAUCAACUAUUUAAAUCUAAAGGCAACUAUGAUGAAGGCUUUGGGCACAAACCACACAAGGAUCUGUGGGCAAGCAAAAAUGAGAAUGAAGAGACAUUGGAGAGACCAGCCCCGCUUCCAAACGCAGGAGAGACCCCUCAGAGCCCAGGGGUAGAAGAUGCCCCCAUCGCGAAGGUGGGUGUGCUGACCGCAAGCAUGGAAGCCAAGGCCUCCUCUCAGCUGGAGAAAGAAGACAAGCCCGCUGAAACCAAGAAGUUGAGGAUCGCCUGGCCGCCGCCCACUGAACUUGGCAGUUCGGGAACUAUGUUGGAGGAAGGCAUCAGAGUAUCCAAGCCUAAAUGGCCUCCUGAGGAUGAAACCAGCAAGCCGGAAGCUCCGGAGGAUGUAGAUCUGGAUCUGAAGAAGCUAAGACGAUCUUCUUCACUGAAGGAAAGGAGCCGCCCAUUUACCGUAGCAGCUUCAUUUCGAACCACUUCGGUCAAGAGCCCGAAAACCUUGUCCCCACCUUUCAGGAAGGGCUGGAGCAUGUCAGAACAGAGUGAGGAAUUUGUAGGAGGAAUAGCAGCAGGAAGGAAACAAGUGGAAAAUGCCAGUGCCUCUGAGAAGAACGGGAAUGUGGGAAAAACAACCUGGCAAAACAAGGAAUCUAAAGGAGGGGAGGCAGGGAGGAGAAGGAAGGAAGGUCAUGGUUUUGAGAUGGGGAGUGAGAGUCUUGUAGAAAAUGGUGCAAACUUAGAUGAAGAUGAUAGAAGCCUUUUCAAACAGCAGUCUCCACUAGAACCGAAGUCCCCAAAUGGGUCCAGCUUUGUAGACAACACCUCCAUGAAAGAAAUCACUACUCAGAAUCAGAAACCCCAAGAUGUAGGAGUCUGGGAGGGAGACGUAGUCAAAGAGCUUUCUGUAGAGGAGCAGAUAAAGAGAAAUCGGUACUACGAUGAGGAUGAAGAUGAGGAAUGACAAAUUGCAAUGGUGCUGGGCCUUACAUUUGUGUUAGUGGUAGUGAGCCAGAGCCCUCUGUCAGAGUAAUGCACAAACACAGUUACCUUAGCAUGAACUGUAAUUUAUGGGGAAGUAAUUUUGGGAAAGAGUUCUUGCUUCAAAAAAAUCCCGUACUGCAGCUUAUCUCUAAAUGCUAGAGAUAGCAUUAUCUGUAUCCUCUAUUUUAGCCAUGAUGAUAUACAUAAGUGCUUUAAGGUCAUAUGGGGGGUGGGGGGAACAUUCCAACUGAUAUAGUCAGGAUUCCACUGUAUUCCCAAAAGGCAAUAUGAAAAUAGAUCAUUAGUAAUACAUUGUUACACUAAACAUUCAAAUAUGGAAUUAGUGAACAUACAGAAGAGAUUUAGGGGCUUAAAUAUUAUGACUGAAUGCACUUUAGUAUAAAGGGCACAGUUUGUAUAUUUUUUAAUGAAUACCAAUUUAAUUGUUUAGUAUUCAUCAGUUAAGAGAUCAAAUAUUUAGUCUUUUAAAAAAAAUUUUUUUAGGUUAAUUUUCUUACGCUGUUAUAUAUGGGGAAUGUAUUGCUUUAUAUCCUGCUCUCUAAACCACAUCCUGAACUGGAUUCUUGAGAUAUUACAGAACCACCUUUUUGAAGCACCUUUUGAGCACCUUUGGUGCUUGGAGAUAUCUACUGUCUCCCAAAUAAACUAUGGUAUUUGCCAAUGAGUUUGACUGUACCCCAGGUGAUUGCCUUCUUCUCUGGUGGUAUCUGUGCUUCUCAUAAUUUACUGAAAGCUGCAAUAUUUUUAUAAGAUCUUUUAUAUUGCUGUUUGCCAUGUUGCAUGUUAGCGCAAAAUGAGUUUAAAGAAGGAAUAACAGGAAAAAAAUGCCUUAAGCCACUUGAGCUCCAGCCCCCAAACUCUAUAUUCCACUUGAUAAUUCCCUUUCAGGGACACUAGUUUUUAAAUUCAUAUCAGCUCCUAAUUGUAUUGAUUUUUUGGGGCAGACAGUAUUCCCGGGGUGCAAUUAAACCAAUUAUAGGCAUUUGUUGGGGGAUGGUUUUCUAGUAUUAAGGCUUUGGAACAUUAUAAACUUGAGUACAUUUGUUGUACAUAAUUGAUAUUGCAAAUUGUAUGUGGGGAAGAGAGAUGUUUUAAGCUAUAGGCUUUUCUUUGUACUGCAUUUUUAGAGAUUUAGCGCUAAUAUUUUUUAGAGAUGUAAAAUAUUCUGCUUUCUUACAGUCUUGCUUAGUCUGAAACAUUUUUAUUCAAUAAAGCU
Molecule: messenger RNA, 3725 nt
Organism: Rhinolophus ferrumequinum (greater horseshoe bat)
Lineage: Eukaryota; Metazoa; Chordata; Mammalia; Chiroptera; Rhinolophidae
Gene: LIMA1
Product: LIM domain and actin binding 1
Exons: 11
Coding region: 156-2468 (770 amino acids)
Biological process (GO): actin filament bundle assembly
Cellular component (GO): actin cytoskeleton; plasma membrane
Molecular function (GO): actin filament binding
Source: RefSeq, a predicted model, not a curated record